This is a messenger RNA of Colletotrichum spaethianum, 2277 nucleotides long. Its product is annotated as putative transcriptional regulatory protein. Lineage: Eukaryota; Fungi; Ascomycota; Sordariomycetes; Glomerellales; Glomerellaceae. The record is from RefSeq and is a predicted model, not a curated record. The transcript has 4 exons. Gene Ontology annotation, molecular function: zinc ion binding; DNA binding. The coding region runs from base 1 to 2277 and encodes 758 amino acids. Gene Ontology annotation, cellular component: nucleus. Gene Ontology annotation, biological process: DNA-templated transcription.
AUGCCGCAAGCGCAAGAUGCCGUACCUAAGAAGCGUGGGCCCAAGACGGAUGUCCUGGAGGCGCUCCUGAAGAGAGUGGAUGGUCUGGAGGCAAAGUUGAAGGAGAAAAAUGCAGGGGAAAAGACUCCGACUACUCCGACCACAGCAGGUAUCAAGGAUGAAGACGCUUCGCGACUAGAAGACAGCCCGGAGGACGACCCAAACCCCAAUCCUAAACGUCUGGCACUGGACACCAAAAUAGACGCCGAUGAAUCAGCCGUCUAUUCGCCUGCCCCAGCGAGUGGAUAUCAAUCAGCCGUCCAACUUAGCGAAGAGUUCGCGUCACGCGCCAGGGCUGAGAUCAACACAGAUGAGCCUUCAGUUGACGCCCUGCAGGCCCUACUUCUGCUCGUCAUUGCCUUCACUGCAGCAGGCAAGGGCAAGAAAGCCUACAUGCUGAUGAUGGGUAUGGCAAUGGCUCUUGAGACUCACCGCGAGUUGGACAACAACGCCCGGGUCACGCCCGUCGAGCGAGAAAUGAGGCGGAGACUUUUCUGGACGUGUUAUCUACUGGACCGGUUUCUCGCAUGCGGUUCGAAACGCCCCUCUCUCAUCGGUGACAAGACCAUUCUCCUCCGGUUGCCGUGUUGGUCGCCUAACCCUACCGUGCCCCCGAUUGACGGAGAGUUCUUCCAAUCCGGAUCCAACCUGCAGUUCCUUCAGGGCAGCGGUAAGAAGUCGCAAGGGAGUACAGGUAUGCUCAUUGAUAUCAGCCGUAUUCUUGGCAUCACGAACCGUUACCUGGCAGCGGGAGGUGUAAAGGGCGACUCUCACUUCCCAUGGCACUCGCUAUCGAAUCUGUCCAAAAUCCGCCAAGACUUGGAUAUUUGGGCUUCUGGUACUGAGGACGUCUUCUCAAGUCUUGACACGUUGUUCGGUCAACCCGACUCAACGAUUUUGGUGCUGAGCAAGCUUAUAUACCACCUCAUUCACUGCCUCAUCUACCGACCUUUCCUACCGAUCGACCUGGCCGAGCUUGCCGGAACCGGACAGCACCAAUCUUGGCAAAUUGAGGCAACGAACAUGUGCUUCCUGCACGCGAACGCGAUCUCCGAACUGGUGGAGCUUGGAAAGCAGACCGGCACAAUCGAAUGGCCGGCCUUUGUGGGAUAUUGUAUAUGCACCGCCGGCACAGUUCAUAUCCACGGUGCCCAUUACAACAAGAAUGGCAGCGGCGAUUCGACUGUUUUCGGCAUGUCGGCGGAUUUCCUGUCUCGGGAAAUGCAACAACUGAGCGAGCUGCGAUAUGCUUGGGCAAGCGUCCAGCAUCAGAGAGAAACGCUCCAGGGCAUCUACAACGCGCACUCGGAGCUGGCUAAAAGCCUCGCAAACAACCCUAUGCGGUAUUCUCCAGCAUUCCAUCUCGAGGAUUUCUUUGAUCGAUAUUCAAACAUUGGCGGACCUGGCGGGCAGACCUUCAACUUUGACGCAGCGAACCUGAGCCUUUCUGAUGUCGUUGUUGACUUCACUACGGAUACGUACACGGGUCAUGACCUCUACGCGCCUCGCGCAAACAGUAUGCAUGAAAUGGAGCGACCCAACCUAAAGCGAAAGAACACAGCUCCGUCCGGCCGGAAGCGCCCAGAUGCCAAAGUUCUCUCGCCGCUUAGCACCACCAGCAUGGCACCUCCCCACGGCCUGCCGACGCCGUCUCAUGCUCGACAUUCGUUCUCUCAUCCGACCCCCACGAUGGCCGCCCACCCCUCCCCAGGACUGCUUGCCACACCCACGUCGCUGCCUCCGCACCCCGAGGUGAUGGAGCAUCCUUCAAUGCCUGUAUCUCAUGGCCAUUAUGACGAGGCGGCAGCCAACAAUGCGGCUGUUGCAGCGGCGGCAGCAGCUGGGUUCUCACUCGGACACCAACCUCAUCAUCAAGGGAACGUGCCUGCGCUUUCCUCGACCGCCUUCUCCCCGCAGUUUAGCUUCGCUACUCCUGGGCCAAGCGGGAACAGCGAGGGAGGAGGCAGCUACGAUCCCAUGUUUGGCGGCCUGCCCACGAACGCGUUUGGGAGUCCAGCGGCCUGGCACGGCGAUGAAGGAGGUAACAAAGUGACGGGGGUUGCCGCGCCUAGUCCAGGAACAAAGAGCAACAACGGCAGUACGGGCACUGGUCCGGGCGAGGAGAAGGACCCCUUCCUGAGUCUACUGGAACAGCUUGCGGAGAAUGAGCACCAGUUUGCGCGAGGUCCCGGCAGUGAGCUUGAUUUCUUUUUUAGCGGCACCGGAGCGGCACAGUAA